Messenger RNA from Fusarium oxysporum Fo47, 786 nucleotides. Its product is annotated as beta-lactamase-like protein. The record is from RefSeq and is a predicted model, not a curated record. The transcript has 3 exons. Bases 1 to 786 code for a protein of 261 amino acids. Lineage: Eukaryota; Fungi; Ascomycota; Sordariomycetes; Hypocreales; Nectriaceae.
AUGUGCUACAAGCUCGGUCCUCCGGACCCUGGAUCCGCAGACAAAGCACCCAAGGAUACAUAUUUUACCUGCCGCAAACUCACCAAGAAUCUUUUUUAUAUCACCGAGGACGACAGAUGGGGCGAGAAUCCGUUUAUUUACGUGCGCCUUUACGCCUCUACAGUCGUCCUAAUUGAUACCGGCUGCGGGGGCCCGCACAAUUCUUCCGAUGCUGACUUCACGUCCCUCCGGCAUUUCAUCGAAGAGUAUUCCGUCGCAGACAACGACAAUCAACCUCUUAACCCGGGAGGCACCAAAAACUACACCGUGAUUUGCACUCAUUGCCACUACGACCAUAUUGGCGGGAUUAUGCAUUUUACAGAGUCAUCAACCACCUCUGUUGUGGCUAGUUCUUACGAUAGAGAUUUUAUCGCCAGUCCAGAUAGACUGCCAACUUCGUCUCUCUGUCGCUUUGUUGGAAUGAAUACGCCCGAGUAUUCCGUGACUGUUUGGGCUGAGGACGGCCAGUCAAUCACUGAUAGUGCCGGCAAUGAUCUAGGCCUUGUGCUAUAUCAUGCUCCCGGUCAUACCCCAGACCAACUCGCUAUCUGGGAUGCCCAAGAACGAUUUCUCUUUGUUGGAGACACAGUAUACGAGCACGCCCCUAUAUUGUUCCCCAUAGAGGGAAAUAUUAAAAACUAUGUUGCAACCAUCAAGAGGCUUCAAGGACUCGUCAAAGGAUGGAAUUCUAUAGAGAGCCAAAAUUCUAGGUCGCGUUUUGAUGGCAUGUGGACACUUGACGUGUAA